AUGACUGCUGUCGUCGUUACUCGAUCAUCACAAACAAUAUGUCGUCUUCAUCUUCCUACAAACAGUUUGCUCACUUACGAAUCCCACUUGAAGAGAGUCUCCGGCACCACCAAUUUUUCUGAUGCAAAUCUCAUUAGAGAAAGUGCAUUCGGAAAGGCUUACAAAGGACACCUCUUUCGGUCGGAACAACAGAUUGAUAUUGUUGCAGAAAGGUUAGAUCGUAAGCAUGGAUACGGAGACGUCGAGUUCUGGAAGGAGAUUUCGAUGCUUUCUAGUCUCAAGCAUGAAAACCUGGUAUCUGUUAUUGGGUUCUGUGAAGAGAAAGAUGAGAAGAUCAUCAUAUACAAGGAUAAGGUCAACGGAAGUCUCGACAAACUUCUUAGAGACCCGACCCUCACAUGGAUGCGGAGAUUGCAGAUAUGUGUUGGUGUUGCGCACGCUUUGAGUUACAUUCAUUAUGAUAAGCGACGCGAUUUUAGCGUCAUACAUCGUGAUAUCAGGAGCUCAAAGAUCUUACUAAAUGACCACUGGGAAGCGAAGUUAUCUGGUUUUGAACUUUCCAUCAGUCAGAAAGCAGCUCGAAGAAACCGACUUUGCCUUAUUGAUGUUCGUCGCAUGCGUGGGUAUUGUGACCCAACGUAUGUCAAGAGUGGAAGUGUGACCCACAAGUCGGAUAUGUAUUACUUUGGUGUAUUGUUAUUUGAAGUAUUGUUCGGAAAGAACGCAGUGAUGGUUAACGAGGUUAAUAGGUUGCUAGACCCGUUGGCGAUAUCUCAUUAUGAAGGUGGAAGAUUAGAUGAUAUGAUCGAUCCGGUUCUAUGGAAACAGAUGGAUCCACAAUCAUUCAAGAUCUUUUCAGAAAUAGCAUAUUACUGCUUGAAGAAACAACGAUCACAGCGUCCAAACAUAGAUCAGAUUGUUAUGAAACUUGAGAAAGCAUUGGAGUCUCAACAGAAACAUGAAAAUCCUGCUUACUCGACGGUUGAAGGCAUAGCCUCCAAAACCUUGAAGGGGAAAAAUGUGGAACACUUACGCAUCCCACUAAGUGAUAUAGUGUCGGCCACCAAGAAUUUUUCUAAAACAUACUUCAUUGGUUCAGGCACGUAUGGUGAUGUAUACAAAGCGGAGCUUGACCAUUUUGAUGACAAGUAUUUCCUUCCACUACAAGAGAAGCAAAAAAGCGAACUUCCCAAAAAGCGUAGCAUUGUAGCUGUAAAACGGAUAUUGGUUAGAGAAGACAAGCAAGGAGAACAAGGGUUCCUCGCUGAAAUUGAAAUGCUUUCAAGUUGUAGUGGUAAAUUGGCUAAUCUUAGUUGGAUGCAACGUAUAAAGAUCUGCAUUGAUAUUGCACGCGGGUUGCAUUACCUUCAUACAAAGAUAGAGGAUGAACGAAGGAUAAUACACCGUGACAUAAAAAGUGGUAACAUUUUAUUAGGUGAGAAUUGGGUGGCAAAGAUUGCUGAUUUUGGGCUCUCCAAAUUCCACCCGAAGAGUCAACAAACGAACACUCUCUAUACAGAACAUAUUGCAGGCACAAAAGUAUAUUUGGAUCCAGAAUAUGAUAACACAGAUAGCAACGGGAUUGCACCUGUCGCACGAAGACGCUUCAAUGAGGGCACAAUAAAGGAAAUUGUUGAUCCUCGAUUACUUGAAGAAACGCAUGAAAGUGUUUUCACCCUAAAUAAAGGACCUGAUCAGGAUUCCCUUGACGCAUUUUCAAAAAUUGCAUAUCAGUGUGUUGCAGAAACUCAAGCUGGGCGCCCCACAGCGGAAGUCAUCAUCAAGAAACUUGAGGAAGCAUUAUCUUUUCAAGAAAACAUCAAGGACAACCUCAAACUUUCACUAGAAGGUUUAAUAUCGAUCACGGAAAACUUCAGCAGUAAGAACGAGAUUGGUAAAGGAGGAUUUGGUAAGGUGUACAAAGGAGAAGUUGCAUAUGCUGAUGGACGCAAUACCAUUGCCGCAAAGCGGUUGGAUAAGAGUUUAGGUUAUUGCAACGAAAUGGAUGAAAAUAUCAUUGUUUAUGAGUACGCAUCUAGAGGAAGUCUUGACAAACACUUGAGCAACAAUGGUCUUACAUGGAGGAAACGGCUUGAGAUAUGCAUUGAUAUUGCAAGUGGCUUGGAUUUCCUUCAUGGAGGUGCGGUGACACAAGAGAUCUUGUGUGGUAGACUCGUGUGUGAAAUCAUCAAUGGCAAACUUCAAAUUCCAACCAAUUUGUUUAAACGCCACUAUGAAGAAGGAAACCUCGAUGAGAUGGUUUUUGAAGGUAUAAAGAAACAAGCUGUGCCCAAAUCGUUGACCACAUUUCAAGCGAUUGCCUACCAAUGCUUACAUGAUGAAAGUAAAAAUCGACCAACAACAAGUGAGGUCCUAUUACAACUCAAAAGAGCAUUGGAGUUCCAAGAGGAUUAUGAAAUAUGGGCACCCAAAUUGCCUAAUGAUUAUGAACAAACAUUUAAAAUGUCAAACUUUCCUGAGAUCCACUCCAUUGAAAAGAAAAAGGACCUCUACGACAUGCUCUGCAAAGGAAUACUCCUUCAAGAAGGCAAAAUGUUGUUUUCACUGGGCGAUAAUGGAGAACGAAAUGGAAUGAUAUCAGCAAGAAAGUUUCUAUACAAACGUCGGUCAGGUUCACAUAAGUGGCGAUCUGUUCCAGAAUCAAGGUUUGAUAAAGUAGCAAAGAUGUUAGAUCUAUCGAAUCUAAAUAUCCAAAAAAUCUGUGGCAAAUCGGAUGUACGUGAACCUAAAAGAGCUUUUCGCGAUGCUACUGUGAAAGCCAUGACAUCUAUAUUCAAGGCAUCGAGUUUCGGGCCAUUGAUAAUGUCAAACAUGAAGAAAUCAAGAAAUUGAAGGAAGUCCAACAACUCUCGAUCAUUAUUAUUCCUUUGUAUAAUUUGUAUAUUACAUGUUCUAUAUACAUCCAAUAACAGUAGGAUCACCGUAAAGUCGAGGAUGCACAAUUACCACGCUACAAGUAAAAGUAGAAUCAAAGUACACCAUACAAAUAAAUAUGGCAUACCAUUCAAUAUAUUUCAUUCGGUCGUUUCAUCAAACACUUAAUAUGCAUGUAAAAAUAAAUUUGUUCAAGAAAAAAAUAAGAAAUAAACUCAAAUGGAGUUUUGGUCUGUUGGAAACCAAUGGACAACAACUAUGAUGAAAGAAAGCAAUACAUACAUGUUGGUUGGUAUCCUGUUCAGAUUUGUUAUGCACAUCUUAACG
This is a messenger RNA of Lactuca saligna, 3222 nucleotides long. Lineage: Eukaryota; Viridiplantae; Streptophyta; Magnoliopsida; Asterales; Asteraceae. The record is from the annotation of a GenBank genome assembly.